AUGCUACCCACCAUGUCUCAGGCAGCCCGUGUCGUGUCUACUGCAGCGGCAAAGUCUCGUGGGAAAGGCCUGCUUGGUCGCCACCUGGCGGCGCUCCAUGGCAGCAGGCGGGCGAUGGCGAGCACUUCGGACGACUACUUGAUCCUAGAACAAAGGUACAACGCCCACAACUACCACCCCCUCCCGGUGGUCCUCAGCAAGGGAAAGGGCGUGAUGGUGUGGGACGUCGAGGGGAAGCAGUACUUCGACUGGCUCAGCGCCUACUCCGCGGUGAACCAGGGACAUUGCCACCCCAAGAUCGUGGGGGCCUUGGUGGACCAGGCGCAGAAGCUCACCCUUGCGUCUCGUGCCUUCUCCACCGACUGCCUCGGAGAAUUCGCCCUUUACGUGACCGCCUACUUCGGCUACGACCGCAUCCUGCCGAUGAACACUGGAGUCGAGGGGGGAGAGACAGCCAUCAAGCUCGCGAGGAGAUGGGGCUACGACGUCAAGGGCGUCGAGGAGAACAAGGCUCACGUGGUGUUCGCGGAGAAUAAUUUCUGGGGAAGAACCUUAGCGGCGGUGAGCUCGUCCACCGACCCGGAGAGCUACAACGGCUACGGGCCGUACAUGCCCGGGUUUUCGACGGUGCCAUACAACGACGUGGCGGCGCUGGAAAAGCGUCUUGCGAGCAACCCCAACACGGUGGCCUUCAUGGUGGAGCCCAUCCAGGGGGAGGCCGGCGUCGUGGUCCCGGACGACGGUUACAUGGCCAAGGUGCACGAGGUCUGCCGGCGACACAAGGUGCUGCUGAUCGCUGACGAGGUUCAGACGGGGCUGUGCCGGGCGGGCACCGACCUCGCGUGCGACCACGACGGCGUCAGGCCUGACAUUCUGGUGCUGGGCAAGGCCUUGAGCGGAGGGGUGUACCCGGUGUCGGCGGUCCUUGCGGACGACGAGAUCAUGCUCACCGUCAAGCCCGGCCAGCACGGCUCCACCUAUGGCGGAAACCCGAUGGCUUGCCGCGUGGCGACGGCGGCCCUGGAGGUGCUGCGAGAGGAGGGCAUGGCGGAGAACGCCUGCCUCAUGGGCGAGAGGCUUCGCGCCGGCCUCCGAUCGCUGAACGCGCCGGGCGUGGAGCUGAUCAGGGGCCGCGGCCUCCUCAAUGCCGUCGUCGUAAAGGACGACCGAGGUGAUGGGACGAAGGCGUGGGACAUGUGCCUCGACCUCAAGGAGAAGGGGCUGUUGGCCAAGCCGACCCAUGGCAACAUCAUUCGACUGGCCCCUCCUCUCUGCAUCACGGCGGACCAGAUAGACGCGUCCCUGGACAUAAUGUCCUCGGUAUUGACCAAGGCGUAGGGUAAAAGGUAGGGUUAUUCGACUGCUUGGGUUGGCCUCGAGCGGGGAUGACGUUAGAAUGGUGGAGAGCUUCGCAUGGUGACCAACAAGUGCGGCAAGUGUGAUACUUCCAUGUGUUGCGAGGUACUUUGCAAUAGUAGUAUCAGUGAUAACUGGAAGUAGACGAUACUACUGUAAGUAGUUCCGAAGGUUUUUAUGAUGUGCUGCGAUGUCUUCGACAGUAGGACGUGCACAGCGUGUGUCGCGAGUUCUGAAACGUUGGUAUCAUGCACGCAUAACGGUGACAGACCCGCAGCACUCGGUGCCCCCCCCCCCAACACGCACAAAACGAUCGUCUACUACGCUAUUGCAAUGACGAAGAUAUAAAAACGUCGGGAAAGGGUACACACAACAAAUGAGAUAGGUCUCAGUUGGUGCUGUGGAUGGGGGGCGGCUGCUAUGCUCUUUGAGCCGCAAGUAAUAGUGCAGAAGGGCAGUGGCGGCUUGGCCGUGGCCAAAAGAACUAAAGAACACUGUUGGGUUGCCCUUGGUCGCGCGCGUGUGCAGUAGUGCAUUCUUUCUUUGCGGGGUGUUGAUCCUGCAAUUUAUGUAUUUGGUGUUGUGUUCUGUGUGGUCUCGGUGUGUAUGUUUGUGCCCCCCCCUGCUGCCUCGGUCCAAUCAGCAACAAGGGCGCGCUCACGUGGGACCGUACGCCUGCUGGCUAGUCAACAGCUUUAGUGGGCAGGCAUAUGUACGACACAACUCGAUGAAAGCGCUCCUUCUUGAGAUGAACAAGAAGCGCUACCCUACCCUACUGUAUACCCAUGCGAUUUAGCCACAUUUGCAGUGUUGCAUCUAUCUGCCCGUGAGGGGACGGGUUGGAGUGUCCGCGAAAGAAGUAGCAUGGUUAACGGCAGCCGCAGCGUUAGGGUUUGGCCGCACCCCCGCAUCGCGGUAAGUGAGGGGACUCCAAACAAAACUGCUCCGCAAGAAACGCUUAUAAUAGCGACAAGUCUCAAGUCGUGGCUUUCGACGUGCUUGAUGAAUCGAUCGGUCCAUCAUAUCGAUCGUU
This is a messenger RNA of Ectocarpus siliculosus, 2389 nucleotides long. Lineage: Eukaryota; Phaeophyceae; Ectocarpales; Ectocarpaceae. The record is from the annotation of a GenBank genome assembly.